Molecule: messenger RNA, 907 nt
Organism: Oryctolagus cuniculus (rabbit)
Lineage: Eukaryota; Metazoa; Chordata; Mammalia; Lagomorpha; Leporidae
Source: RefSeq, a predicted model, not a curated record
CGCCCACCCACCUACAAGGACAAAUUUGUCACCAUCUGCGUGAACAUUUUCGAGUACGGCCUGAAACAGCAGGAAAAGCGGAAGAUCGAGCUGGACACGUUUACUGAGUGCAUCCAGGAGGCGAUCCAGGAGAACCAGGAGCAGGGCAAACUCAAGAUCGCCCAGUUCGAGGAGAAGCACUCGCUGAGCCUAAGCAAUAUCCGCGAGGCAUCAGAGCUGCCCACCGCGGAGAGGAUCGCGGAGUGCGACCAGGACAUCACCGAGCUGUUCAACGCGCUCAUGACCCUGGAGAUGCAGCUGGCGGAGCAGCUGGAGGAGACCAUAAGCAUGUUUGAGAGGAACAUUGUCGACCUGGUGGGGCUCUUCAUUGAGAACGUGCAAAGCCUGAUGGCGCAGUGUCGGGACCUGGAGAACCACCACCAUGAGAAGCUGCUGGAGAUCUCCAUCAACACCCUGGAGAAGAUGGUCAAGGGCGAGCCGGACGAGGACCUGCCCGACGACGUGCGAGCGCUGUUCGUGGACAAGGACACGAUCGUUAACGCCGUCGGGGCCUCGCACGACAUUCACCUGCUGAAGAUCGACAACCGAGAGGACGAGCUGGUGACCAGGAUCAACUCCUGGUGCACGCAGCUGGUGGACAAGAUUCACAGGGAUGAGAUCACGCGGAACCGCAAGCGGGUGCGGGAGAUCAAUCAAUACAUCGACCACGCGCAGAGAGAGCUGGAGAGCCUGGAGAGCCCCGACAUGGACUAGCGGCCGCGGCGGCCCCAGCCGGCGGCAGCGCGCAUGCGCCCCCGGCUGUCCCAGGACGGCCACGGGGCUGGGGGGGAGGGGGUCUCAGCCCCCUCGCACCUGUCUUUCCCCUGCUCGUGGGAAAACAUCCAGAUACGGAGAGAAAUAAACGGCC